GCGCAUUUCAAUCGAUUCUAAAUUUCCAAUCGCUUAUCGGUGUGUGGAAAUUAAAAGUGGCUUUUAUUGGUCGCGUCGUGAUUAAUUAUCCUUAGAAUUCCUGAUUUGUUGAGGAAUCAGGUUGUGAAUUUAGUGGAGUGGUGAAAUCGGAUUAGUGGGGUCCGGUAGUUUGCUUUUAACGAUCUGUGUUCAUCACCUCUACAACAAAAAUGGCCGAUUUCCUCGACUCGGAAGCUGAAGAAAGUGAGCAGGAGGAGGAGGAUUUGGAACCUCAUGAGCGUAAAAAGCUGAAAAAAUUAAAGGCAGUCAGUGACAGCGAAGAGGAAGAGGAAGAUGACGAAGAGCGGCUUCGAGAAGAGUUGAAGGAUCUCAUCGACGACAAUCCUAUCGAGGAAGAUGACGACAGCGGCGGGGAAGAUUCGGAUGCAUCCGGCAAUCACCCCAAGAGAAAGAAAAGUGAUGACGAAGACGAACUCGAUGAUCGAUUGGAAGACGAAGAUUACGAUCUAAUUGAGGAAAAUCUGGGUGUUAAAGUCGAGCGGAAACGAUUCAAACGGUUGAGGAAAAUCACCGAUGAGGGCAGCGACGACGAUGAGGCCGUUGAUGAUGGUCUCAACAGAGAGGUGAUUGCCGAACAGCUUUUCGAAGGAUCCGGCGAUGAGGACGAGGAGCACCAUUCUGAGCGGGAGAGCAACCGCGAACUUCAAAUGACGACCGUGGAAAAUCCGGAUGAUGAGGAGGAUGAAGAAUCCGACGCUGACGAUUUUAUUGUCGAUGACGAUGGUGUUCCUAUAAGCGAUAAGCGCAAGAAGAAAAAGCACAUAUUCACAGACGCGUCACUUCAGGAAGGACAGGAUAUUUUCGGGGUCGACUUUGACUACGAAGAGUUCGAUAAAUACGAUGAAGAUGAAUACGAAGAUGAGUCGGAAGUUGACGAUGAGUACGAGGAGGAAGGAGGAGAAGAGCGUGCUAAACGACCGAAGAAACAAGCCAGGAAGAAGACAGCUAAGAAGACCAUAUUCGAUAUAUUCGAACCUAGCGAGCUGAAAAGGGGUCAUUUUACUGAUUUGGACAAUGAAAUUAGAAAAACAGAUAUACCAGAACGAAUGCAGCUACGAGAUGUACCAGUAACGCAAGUAUCGGAAGGUUCCAACGAACUGGAGGAUGAAGCCGAAUGGAUCUUCAAGCAAGCUUUUUGCAAACCUCCCGUAUCCAAUCAGGAAACAUACACUCGAAAGUCUUCAUCGGCGAUUCCCAAAAUCAAGCAGGCUCUCGAUUUUAUGAGAAAUCAGCAUCUGGAAGUACCAUUCAUUGCCUUCUACAGGAAAGAAUACGUGCAGCCGGAUCUCAACAUCAACGAUUUAUGGAAAGUUUACAAGUACGACUCAAAAUGGUGUCAGCUCACAGUGAGGAAAAAUAAUUUAUUAAAACUGUUCGAGAACAUGCGUAAUCAUCAACUUGACCAGAUCAUGGAGAAUCCAGAUGCACCGAUUCCCGAUGAAACACGCGUAGUCAAAGAUGAAGAUUUUGACCGGUUAAGGAUGGCUCAAUCCCAGGAGGAGCUACGAGACGUUCAUAAUCAUUUCCUGCUGUACUACGCACACGAAAUCCCAACGAUGCAAGAAAAAAUGAAACGUAAAGAACGCGAACGCAUACGCCAGGAGAAACUGGAAGCUCGAAGAAAGGCACUCGAGGCUAGUGAAGAAGGCGUCGAAAGUAUUGAUUUGGAGAACUUGGAAAUUGAAGAAGAGCCAUAUACAGAAGAACAUGUAAAGCUCAACAUUGAUUCUGGUCCGUACGCUAUGUGUCGCAAGGGGGGAUUAAGUGGAUUAGCGAAACGGUUUGGCUUGACUCCUGAAAAGUUUGCUGAAAACGCCCGAGAUAGUUAUCAACGGCAUGAGGUCGACCAGGAAGCUUGUGAUCCAGCGGAUAUAGCAAAAGAAUAUAUCAAUAACCGGUUCACAACGGUAGAGGAUGUACUACAUGCUGGGAAAUUUAUGGUAGCUAGGCAGCUUGCUAGAGAGCCUUUGCUGAGGAAAUGUGUCCGAGAGUUCUACUACGAACGUGCAAAACUCAGUGUUCGACCGACGAAAAAAGGAAUCAAGGAAAUAGACGAAAACCAUGCUUGUUAUCCGAUGAAGUAUAUAAAGGAAAAACAUGUCAGAGAUAUGACGGGUGAUCAGUUUCUGAAGUUGCAGAUGGCUCAAGAUGAUAAACUCCUAACGAUAACUAUCUCCGAGCGCAUUGAGGGUACAACAUCCGGAGACAUCAUUGACGAAAUGAAGGCCCUGUAUCAGAAAGAUGAAUUCUCCAAAAGUGUUCAGGAGUGGAACACAUUGCGUUCGGAGUGUGUCGAGUUGGCUUUUACAAAAAUGGUUCUGCCAGAUUUGAGACGGGAGUUGCAGGCCAUUCUGCUGGAAGAGUCCAAGGAAUCGGUUCUCAAAAUAUGCUGCCGGAAGCUGUACAAUUGGAUUAAAGUAGCACCUUUCAAUCCCGCGUUUGAUGUAGACGAUGAUGACUACGAUUGGGACACAUCACGCGGUAUCCGUGUCAUGGGAGUCGCAUACGUUCCUGACUAUUCGCAAUCAGCGUUUGCGGCUAUAACGGCUCCGGAUGGUGAAAUUACAGAUUAUUUGCGGAUUCCCCAUCUGCUGAAGCGGAAGAACACUCACAGAGAGGAUGAAAAAUCCCUCAAAGAGGCGGAUCUGCAGUCGAUCACUGAUUUCAUCCGAAACAAAAAACCCCAUGUGAUUGCGGUGGGCGGAGAAUCCAGGGAAGCAUUGAUGAUUCAGAAAGACUUUCAAGAAUGUGUAAAGACCCUGGUCGAUGAGGAGCAGUUUCCGGAGAUAGCAGUUGAAAUCAUGGAUAACGAGCUGGCAAAAGUGUACGCCAACUCUGUCAAAGGAACUAGCGAUUUUCGUGAAUAUCCUUUUGUUCUCCGGCAAGCUAUUUCGCUGGCGAGGAGAAUACAAGAUCCGUUGGUGGAAUUCUCGCAGUUGUGUAACGCUGAUGAGGAAAUCUUAUGUUUGCGGUACCACAUGCUGCAAGAUCAGCUAUGCAAAGAAGAAUUGCUGGAAAGUUUGUACCUAGAAUUUAUUAACCGAACUAAUGAAGUUGGUGUGGAUAUUAAUCUCACUGUCCAAAACUCAAUCACUUUGAAUUUGGUACAGUUCAUUUGCGGGCUGGGACCAAGAAAAGGGCAAGCCCUAAUCAAAGUGCUGAAGCAAACGAAUCAACGAUUGGAAAAUCGAACGCAGCUGGUCACUGCUUGUCACAUGGGCCCGAAGGUAUUCAUCAACUGUUCCGGUUUUAUUAAAAUCGAUACAAAUUCCCUCGGUGACAGCACGGAAGCCUAUGUCGAAGUUUUAGACGGAUCACGCGUUCAUCCGGAAACGUAUGAGUGGGCUCGCAAAAUGGCAGUGGAUGCAUUGGAAUAUGACGAUGAAGAUGCCAACCCCGCCGGCGCUCUGGAAGAAAUUUUGGAAUCCCCUGAACGUUUGAAGGAUCUAGAUCUGGACGCGUUUGCAGUGGAAUUGGAACGUCAAGGUUUCGGCAAUAAGAGCAUUACGCUCUAUGACAUUCGCGCUGAGUUGAAUUCUCGCUACAAGGAUCUUCGAACUCCGUACCGCUCUGUGACUGCGGAAGAAUUGUUCGAUUACUUAACGAAGGAAACUCCCGAAUCCUUGUAUGUUGGUAAAAUGAUGCUGGCUACCGUGGCUGGCAUCAGCCAUCGCAAACCGCAAGGUGAUCAACUGGAUCAAGCAAAUCCUGUCCGAAACGACGAAACCGGACUGUGGCAGUGUCCUUUCUGUAUGCAGAAUGAGUUUCCCGAGCUUUCGGAAGUAUGGAACCACUUCGAUGCCGGUGAGUGUCCUGGACAAGCCACUGGUGUUCGCGUGAGAUUCGACAACGGGCUGACAGGGUUUAUUCAUAUAAAAAAUAUCUCCGACAAGCAUGUGAAGAAUCCGGAAGAGCGAGUUCAGAUGGGUCAAACCAUUCAUGUGCGAAUUACGAAAAUAGACGUCGAACGGUUCACCUUGGAUUGCUCGUCAAAAAGCUCGGAUUUGGCAGAUAAAAACAAUGAAUGGAGACCGAGAAAAGAUGCAAAUUAUGAUGAAGACACUGAAGACAAGGAUAACAAGAAGGAAACAGAAACCAAGAAACAAAAACAGCGACAACAGUAUAUAAAAAGGGUAAUUGUGCACCCUUCGUUCCACAAUAUUUCUUACGCGGAAGCUUUGAAACUCCUAGAUCAGUUGGAUCAAGGGGAGGUCAUUGUGCGACCCUCUAGCAAAGGUGCAGAUCACUUGACGGCAACAUGGAAAGUAACGAAAGACAUCUACCAACACAUCGAUGUGCGUGAAGAAGGAAAAGAAAACGAUUUCAGUUUGGGCCAGUCGUUGUUGAUCGGUAACGAGGAAUUCGAGGACUUGGACGAAAUUAUCGCAAGGUAUAUAAGUCCUAUGGCCUCCUACGCACGCGACUUGUUGAACUACAAAUACUACAAGGACACUGACGGAGGCAUGAAGGACAAAGCGGAGGAGUUCCUCAAAGAGGAGAAAAAGAAAAAUCCAAACAAAAUCCACUACGUUGUAUCAGUGGCGAAAAAUUAUCCCGGAAAGUUUCUUCUGUCAUAUUUACCGCGUACGAAAUAUAAACAUGAAUACAUAACCAUCACACCGGAGGGCUACCGAUUCCGAAGCCAGAAUUUCGAUUCGGUAAAUGCACUACUUAAAUGGUUCAAAGAACAUUUCCGUGAUCCCAUUCCCAUGGCAACGCCGGCAAGUACGCCUCGGGGUAGUUCAUCAGUGACGCGUACUCCUUACUCAGGAUCACCAAAGUUCAACAGUGAUGCAAUCACGAAAUUAGCUCAAAAUAUGCCAACACAUAUGUUGAACUCUCUAUCGCAAGCCACAAGUCAUACACCGCGAUACGAUUACACACCAGGUGAUUUUGGAAGCACCAGCAACUACGUGACUACACCAUACACUCCAAGUGGUCAAACGCCGUUCAUGACUCCUUAUCAACAAACGCCUCAUUCUUCACAAACUCCAAGGUAUGGUUCUUCAACGCCGUCGCAACACUCGAACGGGUCUUUCGUGCAUCCUGGAUCGGUAGGCAUGCAGCAACGUAAUCGUAUGGGACAAAAUGAUCGCAGUGGAAGCUCUCCCUUCAACAAUCCCGCAUCAGUGUCUCCGUACUCUAACGAAAGCAACAGCUUCAAUCGUUUCGACUCUAUGCAACAGGAGAAAAGGAACUGGGAAAAGGCAACUGACUCGUGGAUGUCCAAAAGCAGAGGAGGCGGUAACAAUCCUCGGGAUGGCGGCCGAAACACUCCUAAAAGUGGACCAUCCGGCCGACCGACAGGGGAGUAUCGGCCACGUAAUAAGUUUGCUAGCGAAUCUUUCGGCUCUACGAAUCCACAGCCAGUGAGAGGUAACAAUGCAGCUCCAAGCCCCCGUCCUAAUUCGAACACUACACAAAAACCUAAUAGCUCACCUCCACAAGGAACGUUAGCAACUCUAGGAGAUUCAACCCCAUUGUGGGAUGAAUAAGCAG
This is a messenger RNA of Ochlerotatus camptorhynchus, 5559 nucleotides long. It is a transcript of the gene Spt6, whose product is annotated as transcription elongation factor Spt6. Gene Ontology annotation, biological process: transcription elongation-coupled chromatin remodeling; transcription elongation by RNA polymerase II; nucleosome organization. The record is from RefSeq and is a predicted model, not a curated record. NCBI's taxonomy places the organism in Eukaryota, Metazoa, Arthropoda, Insecta, Diptera, Culicidae. Gene Ontology annotation, cellular component: transcription elongation factor complex. The transcript is spliced from 10 exons. Gene Ontology annotation, molecular function: histone binding; nucleosome binding; DNA binding. Bases 210 to 5555 code for a protein of 1781 amino acids.